This is a messenger RNA of Cryptotermes secundus, 1784 nucleotides long. RefSeq names its product transmembrane protein 208. The coding region runs from base 210 to 725 and encodes 171 amino acids. NCBI's taxonomy places the organism in Eukaryota, Metazoa, Arthropoda, Insecta, Blattodea, Kalotermitidae. Gene Ontology annotation, cellular component: intracellular membrane-bounded organelle. The transcript is spliced from 5 exons. Gene Ontology annotation, biological process: vacuolar protein processing. The record is from RefSeq and is a predicted model, not a curated record.
AAUACUUAUGGGGUCAGCAGUGUACACGUUCAGCUCAACGUGGAGGUUGUGCCGUUAAUGUUUUUGCUGUAUCAGGGUAACGUUAGAAAUGUUUCAUUUUCUGUACCAUGCAUAAUUUUAUGGAAAGCCUGAUGUUAUUGUAAGUGUAAAGUGUAUUACAUUCUCGUCUGAAGAGUAUUCUGUGUUACUGUCUUCGUUAAAUACGUAACAUGGCACCACAAAAAGGAAAACAAGCAACUAAAGGCCAGAAACAAAUUGUUGAAGAAAAUGCAGCAACUUUAAGUUUUUAUCGGAAUAUGGUAUUCAUUGCAAAUGGAAUAUACUUGACUGUGACAUGUGUUACUUCAGACACAUUCAGUGUGCAAAUGAUUAUACUGUUCUUGUUUGCUGCUGCUGCAUACAUUGGAAGCUUCCAGUUCAUGGCAUAUAUGGCAAGACCAAAGUAUGCAGAUUCGGGACAACUUCUGGACAGCGGAGUUGACCUCAACAUGGAAGGAGGUAUUGCAGAGCAUUUGAAGGAUCUCAUCAUACUGACAUCUGGAUGCCAGCUGCUGUCUCUUAUUUCAAAUUAUUUUUGGUUACUCUGGCUGUUGGCUCCAGUUCGUGGUUUCUGGUUGCUGUGGGUUGGUCUUCUUUCUCCAUGGUUCUUCCAGCAACCUUCUGCACCACAAGAAAUUGAUGAGAAAAAGCAGAGGAAGCUAGAGAGGCGGAUGAAGAGGCACUGAUUGUUUGUUACAUGUCCAUGUUGCACAUUUCCAUUCAAAUUAUUAUUCUAGCUGUACCUUCUCUUUGUAUCAGUGACAGGGUAACAUAUUUCUUAUAAGUGAGUGGGUGAUGUGGACAUGUGUGUUUUCCCAAGUUGCAGGUACACAUCAGUUUCAGCAUGAAGCAGCGCAACUGUCAUGACAAACUUCCAAAAUAUUGCACAUGUCUAAAGUAAGAGUCAAAAACUGAUGUAAAAAACAGAUGAACAAGAAAGAAUAUAGCAGUGUGAUGACUCAGGGGCUCGUGGGCUUUUUACCAUUUUUUAAUGCUAUAAGCGUAACGCAUGUGAAUAUUUCUUUCUUUUCUUGUCCAUUUUCAGAUGAGAUAGUGGAAAUAGACAUUUUGUCUAAAAAAUUCGUAUGUUGUAUAGUUAUUAUAUGUUGCUCCAUAUAAUAUGUAUUAUAGAACUACAUAAUCUAAUUUUUCAGUGUAAAUUCAGAGACUGAAAAAUUGGAGUAUAUUCUCUUGAAAGAAAACAUGGCAGUUUUCAAGGUAUCAAUAGUCAGCACUGAUUUGUAAUUAACAGUGAAAAGAACAGUAUUAUGGUAGCUACGAACAUAAGCUCAGUCCAUUCCUGAAUGUAAAACAUGCACAUGUUUUUCAUGUGUGAAAAUACAGUCUGUAAUAUGCUAAAAAUGCAGGAUGAUCUUGUCAGAAGCUCCAGAUAAAACCACAAGAAAUAACUCAGACUCAGACAAGGUAAAAUGGAAAUUCCAAGAAUGGUAGAACUCUGUUACAAUAUGAGAGGAAACAGCAUGCAAUUUCAGAACAGUUGAGAUAAGUACGUACAAUAUUUGAUCACCAUCAAUGCAUAUACUGUGAUCUUAUUAUUGAAGAACAAGAUAUUUGCAUGUAUUUACACAAUCUCCUGUCUGUACCCAAUAUAUGAGUCAGAAAGAUAUAAAUAUUAUAUAUUGUGGCCUUAUGGAACUGUUGAUAAGCAGCGACUCUGUAAACAUACCUCAUACCUCAAAAACAGGUAUCAAAGAGUUGAAAUAAAUAAUAAAAACUCCAGUCAU